UUUCUCCAUCAGGGAUCUGUGGCGCAAUGGUAGCGCGUCUGACUCCAGAUCAGAAGGUUGCGUGUUCGAUUCACGUCAGAUCAUGGCUUCGAUUCUAGAUGCUGUUAUUGGGAAAUUAGUUGAAGAACUAAUGAGUUCAGUAGUUGAAAUGAAAGAUAGAGCUUUGAAAUUCAAACCAACUCUAGAACGUUUAGAAACAACUCUGAAAUCAUUAGCACCAUUGAUCAAAGAAAUAGAUGAAUAUAACAAGAAACUCGAUCGAUCGCCUAAAGAAACAGAUAGAUUAAUCAAUCAAAUGAAAGAGGGAAAAAAACUUGUUCUUAAAUGUUCUGAUAAAGAACAAAUGAAGUGGUGGAACUGUUGUUACAAAAAAGCAGAAUAUCAAGAGAAACUUGAAGCAUUAGAUGAUGAGAUUAAGAGAUUCUUUGAGCUUGAUUUGAGAGCACAAGAUGUAAGAAAUGGGUUGGAAACACUUGUGGAGAUUAAGGAGUUUAGAGCUGAAUUUAGAAGUGGUGGUUUGAGGAAUGAAAGGAUUGAAUUAAGAGGUGUUUGUUUGCCACCUCAACCACCUGGUUUUACUGUUGGGUUGGAUGGUCCUUUGAAUGAGUUGAAGAUGAGAUUGUUGAAGGAUGAGGUUAGUGUUUCUGUUGUUACUGUUACUGGUUCUGGUGGUUCGGGGAAGUCUACCUUGGCGAAAAGGUUUUGUUGGGAUGAACAAGUAAAAGGUAAAUUCAAGGAAAAUAUCUUCUUCAUUACCUUUGCAAAAACACCAAAGCUGAAUGCUAUAGUGCGGAAAAUCUAUCAACACACUGGUUACGAAGUUCCGGAGUUUCAAAGCGAUGAAGACACGUUUAACCAAUUGGAAUAUUUGAUGAAACAAAUUGUGAAAAAAAGUCCAAUUUUGUUGGUCUUAGACGAUGUUUGGCUGGAAUCAGUAUCACUUGUUGACAAUUUUGUGUUUGAGAUUCCAAACUACAAGAUUAUGGUUACAUCAAGAUUUGCAAUUGCAAGAUUUGGUCAUCCAUUUGUAUUGAAACCUCUUUCUGAAGCACAUGCUAUAAAUCUAUUUAAGCAUUCAGCAUCCUUAACUAAGACCAGCUCAGAUGUUCCUGAUGAUGUUGUCAAAAAGAUAGUAAGAUGUUGCAGCGGUUCUCCCUUAGCACUUCGAGUGAGUGGCAGAUCAUUAAGUAACGAACAUCAGAUAGUUUGGCUUAACCGAGCGAAAGAAUUAUCAGCUGGUAGUUCGAUUCUUGAUUCUAGCAAAGACGUGCUUUCUUGUCUCCAAAAGAGCUUAGAUGUGUUGGAUUCUAAAUCCAUGGAGUGUUUUAGGGACUUGGGCUUAUUUCCUGAAGACCAAAGGAUCCCUGCUGCUGCCCUUAUUGAUAUGUGGGCAGAAUUAAGGGAUGAUGAUGAGGCCACUGCAAUGGAGAGAAUUUAUAAGCUAGUUAACCUUAACUUGGCUGAUAUUAUUGUGACAAGAAAAGUUGCAAGUGGUGCGAUUGAUUACAACUAUCACUAUGUUACACAAUACGGUCUUCUUAGGGAUCUAGCCAUCCGUGAUACUGACCAAGAGGCAGAUGAUAAGAGGAAUCGACUCAUAAUUGACACAAGCGCAAAUCAUCUUCCGUCAUGGUGGACUUCAGAGAAUGAGUAUCGCAUUGCAGCUCGCAUAUUAUCCAUAUCAACUGAUGAAACAUUCACUACAAAAUGGUGCAACUUGCAGCCAACUAAAGUUGAGGCAUUAGUGAUAAACCUUAGAGAAAAGAAGUGCACAUUACCAAUGUUCAUGAAGGAAAUGAAAAUACUAAAAGUUUUGAUAAUCACAAACUAUGACUUCUAUCCAGCUGAACUAGAUAAUUUCGAGCUGCUCGAUCAUCUAACGAGUCUCAAACGAAUCAGAUUUGAGAAAAUUUCAGUUCCUUUCCUCGGAAAAACCAUAGUUCACCUGAAUAAUCUUAAGAACUUUUCAUUUUUUAUGUGCAAUGUGAAUAAAGCAUUUGAAAAUUGCACUAUCCAAGAUUCAGAAAUUCUACCAAGUUUGAUGGAGAUGAAUUUUGACUAUUGCAGUGAUAUGGUGCAAUUACCAAAUGUGAUUUCCAACAUUGUAUCCCUAAAGAAGCUUAGUAUCACAAAUUGUCAUAAUCUUUGUGCACUUCAUGAAGGAAUUGGAAAUUUGGUUAAUUUGGAAUCACUAAGGCUAAGUUCAUGCAGUGAUUUAUCAGAGUUACCAAAUUCAAUCACAAAUCUUCAUAAGCUAAAGUUUCUUGAUAUUUCAGGAUGCAUAAGCCUUAGUCAAUUACCUGAAAAUAUGUGUGAGUUGGAGAAGUUAGAAAAACUUAAUAUGAGAGGUUGUUCAAGUAUAAGUGAAUUGCCAUCAUCAAUUAUGGAACUUAAGGGAUUAAAGCAUGUGAUAUGUGAUGAAGAGGCUGCUGAAAAAUGGGAACCUUUUAGAAGUAUUCUUGGUGAUCUAAGAAUAGAGGUUGUUCAAGAAGAUUUUAAUUUAAAUUUUCUUUACAAUUAAAGGUAAUGACACUUGGGAAUUGAAGAGGUAAUCAAGAACCACGUGAGAAGGUAUAAUGGGUUUUUUUUACAUUUUUGGAGUGAUUGAUUUUGUAAUAUUAAGGAAAUGAUGUAUCCAAGAAUAUUGAUUGAUUGUUGUAAUAUUAAAACUAAAAGAGUUCAAUAAAUCUAAAGGGUUUGCAAUAAUAAAA
Trifolium pratense (red clover) is the source of this 2711-nucleotide messenger RNA. RefSeq names its product probable disease resistance protein At5g66900. The transcript is spliced from 6 exons. Gene Ontology annotation, biological process: defense response to fungus. The record is from RefSeq and is a predicted model, not a curated record. The coding region runs from base 83 to 2521 and encodes 812 amino acids. NCBI's taxonomy places the organism in Eukaryota, Viridiplantae, Streptophyta, Magnoliopsida, Fabales, Fabaceae. Gene Ontology annotation, molecular function: ADP binding.